Messenger RNA from Alnus glutinosa, 2211 nucleotides. RefSeq lists its product as uncharacterized. Bases 177 to 2048 code for a protein of 623 amino acids. Lineage: Eukaryota; Viridiplantae; Streptophyta; Magnoliopsida; Fagales; Betulaceae. Gene Ontology annotation, molecular function: GTP binding; ATP hydrolysis activity; GTPase activity. Gene Ontology annotation, cellular component: endoplasmic reticulum membrane; signal recognition particle receptor complex. Gene Ontology annotation, biological process: SRP-dependent cotranslational protein targeting to membrane. The record is from RefSeq and is a predicted model, not a curated record. The transcript is spliced from 10 exons.
ACAUUCACAAGGUCUCAUUUUGAUUCCCUUUUCCUCUCUCUCUCUCUCUCUCUGGCAGUUUUUUGUUUUCCAUUUUUGGUUUUAUUUUUUUUUUUCCUUCCAUUUUUUUGGGUUUUCUUUGUUCGUAGGGUUUCUCAGAGUUCCGAGGAAAGGCAGGGUGUAUACAAGUAUAGGAGAUGUUAGAGCAGUUACUAAUAUUUACCCGAGGAGGAUUAAUCCUCUGGACGUGUAAAGAGCUUGGAAAUGCUCUUAAAGGAUCACCAAUUGACACCUUGAUCAGGUCUUGUCUUUUGGAAGAGCGAUCUGGUGCAGCAUCAUACAACUAUGAUGCCCCAGGUGCUGCAUACACGCUCAAAUGGACCUUCCAUAAUGAGCUUGGCCUUGUAUUUGUCGCUGUGUAUCAGCGGAUUCUCCAUCUAUUGUAUGUGGAUGAUUUGCUUGUGAUGGUAAAGCAUGGGUUUUCGGAGAUAUAUGAUCCAAAACGAACGGACUAUGGUGAUUUUGAUGAAACUUUUAGGCAACUGAGAAAGGAGGCUGAGGCUCGGGCUGAGGAUUUGAAGAAAUCAAAGCAGGUGGCGGGCAAGCCUCUAAAUAAUAGUAAGAAGCAAGGGCAGGUGCAAAAUGGUGGAUUUGAAGGAGUUGGUAAGAAAAAGAGCCAAGGUAAUUUGGCCAAUGAUGGUGAGGAUGGUGAUAAUAGGAAAGGUCAUAAAUUGGAGAAUGGACACUCCAAUGGUUAUCAUGUUGAUAGUGAAAAAACUAAGGUGAAUGGUGCUGCUAACGGUAUAGGAAAUACAAGUUCCGAUGCUGGGGCUUUUGAUGUAAAUAAGCUUCAGAAGCUUAGAGCUAAAGGUGGAAAGAAAACAGAAACUUUUGUUAGCAAGGGCUCCAAGGAAGAGUCAAAGAAGAAGAUAACAAAGAAGAAUAGAGUUUGGGAUGAUUCACCUCCUCAGGCAAAAUUGGAUUUUACAGAUCAUGUGGGUGAGAAUGGGGACAAUAUAGAGGUUGUUGCAGCGGACCAUGGUGAAAGUAUGAUGGACAAGGAAGAGAUCUUCAGCAGUGAAAGCGAGGAUGAAGAAGAUGAGGAGGAUGUGGGGAAGGACAGCAAGCCUGAAACCAAGAAGAAGGGGUGGUUUUCGUCAAUGUUUCAAAGUAUUGCGGGCAAAGCAAAUUUGGAGAGGUCAGACCUGGAACCGGCUUUGAAAGCUCUCAAGGAUAGGCUUAUGACCAAGAAUGUGGCUGAGGAGAUAGCUGAGAAACUCUGUGAAUCAGUCGCAGCAAGUCUUGAAGGGAAAAAGUUGGCUUCAUUCACAAGGGUAUCUUCAACAGUGCAGGCAGCAAUGGAAGAAGCUCUUGUACGAAUCUUAACUCCUAGGCGCUCUAUUGACAUAUUGAGGGACGUGCAUGCUGCCAAGGAACAGAGGAAGCCGUAUGUUGUUGUUUUUGUUGGCGUGAAUGGAGUUGGGAAAUCUACUAAUCUAGCCAAGGUUGCCUACUGGCUUCAGCAGCAUAAGGUCAGUGUCAUGAUGGCUGCUUGUGACACAUUCCGAUCAGGAGCUGUUGAGCAGCUACGGACUCAUGCACGAAGACUCCAGAUCCCUAUAUUUGAGAAGGGCUAUGAAAAAGAUCCUGCAGUUGUAGCAAAGGAAGCAAUCCAGGAGGCAACACGCAAUGGUUCUGAUGUUGUUCUUGUUGAUACAGCUGGUCGAAUGCAGGAUAAUGAACCGUUGAUGAGAGCACUCUCAAAGCUUAUUUACCUUAACAAUCCAGAUCUGGUCUUGUUUGUUGGAGAGGCACUGGUUGGAAAUGAUGCUGUUGAUCAGCUUUCAAAGUUCAAUCAGAAAUUAGCUGACCUUUCGACCUCACCUAAUACUAGAUUGAUAGAUGGGAUCUUGCUCACCAAGUUUGAUACCAUUGACGAUAAGGUGGGAGCUGCACUUUCAAUGGUUUACAUAUCUGGGGCACCAGUCAUGUUUGUUGGGUGUGGACAGUCAUAUACAGAUCUCAAGAAACUCAAUGUCAAAUCAAUUGUCAAGACCCUCCUUAAAUGAAAAUGUUUGCUGGUCUCAUCCUUAUUUGCGUGCUGUGUCUGUCAGUUAUGAACAUGUAUGUUGCUGCUGAACUUCUAUGUCGUCCCCUUUGUUACCCAUGAACUUGCUGGAGGUGAAUCAGCUGCUUGCGGCUGUAAUAGUUAUCUGAUGUGUUCCAUUGUCA